UAAAACGGCAGAAACCCAUGUCGUUCAGCGACAAGACAAUCAAAACCCUAAAGGCUAUAAAUCAAAGUAAAAAAUCACUAAGCAGUCACAAAAAAAUCAUUUCUAAGAGACAGAGAGAAAAAGAAACUAAUGGCUGAGAAAGAAGAAGUGAAGCUUUUAGGGAUAUGGGCGAGCCCUUUCAGCCGUCGGAUCGAGAUGGCUCUGAAACUCAAAGGCAUACCGUACGAUUACGUGGAAGAGAUACUGGAGCACAAAAGCCCUUUGCUUCUUGCACUCAACCCUAUUCACAAGAAGGUCCCUGUUCUUGUUCACAAUGGUAAAACCAUUAUCGAGUCUCAAGUGAUUCUUGAAUACAUCGACGAGACUUGGAAACACAAUCCUAUUCUCCCUCAAGAUCCUUAUGAGAGAUCUAAGGCUCGAUUCUUCGCUAAACUCGUCGAUGAACAGCUUAUGAACGUGGGAUUUCUAUCAAUGGCAAAAGCAGACGAAAAAGGAAGAGAAGUUGUGGCUGAGCAGAUAAGAGAGCUGAUUAUGCAUCUUGAGAAGGAACUUGUCGGAAAAGAUUUCUUCGGUGGUAAGACUGUCGGAUUCUUGGAUUUAGUCGCCGGAAGUUUGAUUCCGUUUUGUUUGGCGAGAGGCUGGGAAGGAAUUGGAUUGGAAGUGAUUACAGAGGAGAAGUUUCCAGAAUACAGCAGAUGGGUGAAGAGUUUGGAGAAGGUUGAGUUUGUGAAGGAUUGUAUUCCUCCAAGAGAGAAACAUAUUGAACACAUGAAUUACAUGGCAGAGAGAGUCAGAUCCUCUUAAACUAAGAAGUCAAAAUCAUCUAUAUAAUUAGUUCUUUGAUCCAAAUGUUUUAAUUUAAUGUUUGUAAGCUUGUUAUAUUAUCUGUCUUGUAAUGAAUAAGAUUUCUUUUAUAAGUAACGUUUUGGUAUGUGGUUGAGGAGAGAAGUAGGUUUUCCAUCAUUUCUCUGUUUCUCAAGCCGUUUGAUUUAAAACUUCGAG
Thlaspi arvense is the source of this 1002-nucleotide messenger RNA. NCBI's taxonomy places the organism in Eukaryota, Viridiplantae, Streptophyta, Magnoliopsida, Brassicales, Brassicaceae. The record is from the annotation of a GenBank genome assembly.